AGUAAUGUAUACAUUUGUAUUAAACGUCAAAUUAUCAUUUAGCAGAAUAUGUGCAAUUGAAAUACAUUAAAUUAGUUUAUAGUGAAAUAUUUGUGGUGGUAUUCAUGCUGCUGGGGCUGAUUUAAUGGCUGGAGUUUAGCAGUUUUGUCCCCGCACUGACGUCACAGGGCGACUUUAAUGGCCCUGCAGUUACAAUGCAGUUUAAUUAGAAGGGAAACAAUUAAACAAUCUCAAACACUGUAUAUAUGUGGCAAAGAUCUCAGGGUUGCGACAUGUCUUGGGCGGUGAAACGGUACACCAGAGUGCUCUGCUGCACUAGAGUGCUGACCUGCAGGGGUGUACAAACUUUUAAGAGUGAAAACAGAUCUAGCAAAUGUCUCCGGAGAGUGGUUGUUACCGGAAUUGGACUUGUGUCUCCGUUAGGGACGGGGACGUCUCUGCCCUGGGAGCGUCUGAUCGCUGGAGAGAGUGGGAUAGUGGGCCUGGACCCGGACGAGUACAAAGCAGUUCCGUGUAAAGUAGCUGCUCGGGUUCCUCGAGGACAUGCUGAGGGAGAGUUCAACGAAGAAAUGUUUGCUUCCCGGGCCGAGAGAAACGGCAUGUCUCAGGCCACGGUGAUGUCCCUCGGCGCUGCUCAGCUGGCCCUGCAGGACUCUGGGUGGUAUCCCAGAACCCCAGAGGAGCAGCUAAGCACAGGGGUGGCUGUAGGUAUGGGCAUUGUGCCAUUGGAGGAGAUCGCUAGCACGGCCUCUGCAUUUCAGACACGUGGCUACAGCAAAGUCAGUCCCUUCUUCGUCCCUCGCAUCUUGGUCAACAUGGCCGCCGGUCACAUCAGCAUCAAGCACAAGCUGAAAGGACCCAACCAUGCCGUGUCCACUGCCUGCACCACAGGGGCUCACGCCAUCGGAGAUGCUUCCCGCUUCAUCAGCCAUGGAGAUGCCACGGUGAUGCUCGCCGGUGGAACCGAGGCAUGCGUAGGCCCCCUGGCUAUAGCCGGCUUCACACGCGCCAGGGCUUUGAGCACCAGCUGGAACGACCAGCCUAAGCUGGCAUCUCGACCCUUUCACCCAGAGCGAGAAGGAUUUGUAAUGGGCGAAGGAGCAGCCAUGCUGGUUUUAGAGGAGUAUCAGCAUGCUGUUGAGAGAGGAGCUCGGGUUUACGCUGAGGUGCUGGGAUACGGACUCUCAGGAGACGCCAGUCACAUCACGGCCCCUUCCGCAGACGGAGACGGGGCUUUCAGGUGCAUGUCCGCCGCUCUGCGUGACGCCGGUUUGUCGGCGUCAGACGUGACCUACGUGAACGCUCAUGCCACGUCCACGCCGCUGGGAGACGCUGCGGAGAACGUCGCCGUAAAGAGACUCUUUCAGAAGCACUCGCAGUCUCUCGCCAUUUCCUCCACCAAAGGGGCUACGGGACAUCUUCUGGGAGCAGCCGGCGCCCUGGAGGCAGCGUUCACUGCUCUCGCAUGCUACCACGCAAUCCUGCCUCCCACUCUGAACCUGGACCGAACAGAGCCCGGGUUUGACCUGAACUACGUGCCCUGUGCUGCUCAGCCCUGGAGGACUGGAGGCAGGAGGGUCGCCCUCACUAACUCGUUUGGCUUCGGAGGCACGAACGCCUCGCUGUGUCUGGCCAGUGUGUGAGAUUUUACAGAUAUUGUGGUGCCUCGUGCCAUGAUGAAGAAUCAGUGUUAUUCACUUCAUCGCUCAUAAUGUUGUAAUGUCAUGCCUGAUCAGUGUAUAUGUAUUAAAUCAUAGUGUAUAAAUAAUAAAUAUGAAG
This is a messenger RNA of Silurus meridionalis, 1779 nucleotides long. RefSeq names its product 3-oxoacyl-ACP synthase, mitochondrial (gene oxsm). Gene Ontology annotation, molecular function: 3-oxoacyl-[acyl-carrier-protein] synthase activity. NCBI's taxonomy places the organism in Eukaryota, Metazoa, Chordata, Actinopteri, Siluriformes, Siluridae. The record is from RefSeq and is a predicted model, not a curated record. The coding region runs from base 246 to 1643 and encodes 465 amino acids. Gene Ontology annotation, biological process: fatty acid biosynthetic process. The transcript is spliced from 3 exons.